Molecule: messenger RNA, 1266 nt
Organism: Aspergillus clavatus NRRL 1
Lineage: Eukaryota; Fungi; Ascomycota; Eurotiomycetes; Eurotiales; Aspergillaceae
Product: zinc-binding alcohol dehydrogenase family protein
Exons: 4
Coding region: 1-1266 (421 amino acids)
Molecular function (GO): oxidoreductase activity, acting on NAD(P)H
Source: RefSeq, a predicted model, not a curated record
AUGACUACGGUAUCAACCUACAUCACGACUAGCCAUGUGGACGAACGAUCCUUCCAUCGGCAUCUCUACGUGAACAAGGCAUUGGAGUCGACUGUCAUCGAACGUGUAGAGGUUGCUGCAGAAAUACAGCACAAGCCCAUCCAGAACGCCUUGUUACUCAGAGGAAUCGGGGAACAAUACACGCUUGUCGAUAAUCAUGCCAUACCUACGCUCACACACAAAGACGAGAUCUUGAUCAAGGUCAAAGCCAUCGGGUUGAACCCCAUCGACUGGAAAGGGCCUCUUUACAACUUUGGCAUCCCCAGCCUCCCGUGGGUGAACGGACGUGAUCUCGCCGGCGAAGUAGUCCAAGUCUCGGACGGAUGCACUCGUCUACGAACCGGGGAUAUCGUCCUGGUUCCCUCGACGGAUUACCGCGACAUCCGCAAGGCUGCGUUCCAGGAGUAUGCUGUGGCGACACACUUCAACGCGGCCCGCAUCCCGUCAAGAAAGAGCGUGCAUGCGUCGGCAUCGCUCGGGGUGGCGUUUGUGGCUGCGGCUCUCGCGUUAGGGGUUUCGCUGGGAUUGGAUUUUGGUCAUGUCUCGCGGUCACAAGGGCCUGACCUGACACAUACAGUGGCCCAGGUUGACCAGAGUGAGAUCCCAGCGGAUAUAGAAGAAGAAUGCUUCUCGUCAGCACCAGAACAGGAGAGGCUCAAGCCAGGAGAAUGGCUUGCGAUAUGGGGAGCCUCGACCACCACCGGAUACAUUGUUCUUCAGAUUGCCAAGAGGGCAGGAUUAAGAGUCAUCUGUGUGGCAGACGUAGCUCGACACGGAGCUCGACUUCACGCCGCCGGUGCAGAUUUCCUCAUCGACCGCCACGAUACCGAGCGAGCAGUGGAAAUUAUUCGUGGCGUGACGGGGGGUAAACUUCGAUAUGCUAUCGACAUCGUCGGCAGAGAGACGUCAACUCUCCUACAGCGGACAUUGGACGCAUCGGUCCAUGGGGACGGCUCGCAUGCGCAUCUACUAGGAUUGACUGGUCUUCCCAAGGAAAAGGACAGCAACAUCAUCUACCACACAGUGCCAAUCAAACUGUUCCAUACGUCCCCGGCGGUGGGCGAGGCAAUAGUAACCUGGUUGGAGGAACUGUUGCGGUCUGAGACACUCCAACUCCCCGAUAUCAUACUGGCAGAGGGAGGGCUAGGAGGGAUCAAUGCCUCGUUGAAGUUGUUACAAAAGGGAGAGGCAUCUGGGAAACGAAUUGUCAUGGAUAUAGAGAAAUGA